This is a messenger RNA of Acaulospora morrowiae, 3024 nucleotides long. Lineage: Eukaryota; Fungi; Glomeromycota; Glomeromycetes; Diversisporales; Acaulosporaceae. The record is from the annotation of a GenBank genome assembly.
AUGUCUGAAAUGAACGAAACCAUAGAUUCUCUGAAAGAGCAAUUAUCCGACGAGGCACUGAAUGAUUCUUUGACUUUGGGUCAACUGAAAAGGAUUGUCAAACAAUUCCCAAAUAAACAAAAGGCAGACAGUGAUAGUCUUUCCAAUGAAAUCGAUGAAUUCUAUAGUUAUGCUGAAAUCGCCGAAUGCCAGGAAAAUAAAAAGAUUUUCGAGGAAGGGUUUGGCGAAUCUUGGACAAAUAGUACAAAUUCAGAACGCAAAGUAUAUGUCGAGUAUUUACUGGAAACAUUGGAAUUGAAAGAUCCUGGUAAAAGAUUCUCUUCAGCAAAGAAACUUUUAUAUAUUGCUCAAGGUCAGAUUUGCGAAAUUAAAUUUAUGGGUGAUCGAUUUUCACUGUCGAUGCCAAAACACUUUAUGGACAUCAUGCAUGAAUCGUUCAUUAUUCUAACCAUGAUUGCGAAUUCAGGAACAUUCGGCGAGUUGAAAACACAAGAGAAGCAUCUUGAAUGGGUAAUUGAAAACAACAAACUAUUACGAAAGUGUGGAGCUCUCUUGUCAUACGCUCAAGCAUUGAAAUUGGCAUGCUGUGCUCACGAUCAUUACAGUCGUCUGGAUGGUAACCUAGAACGACAGGCAUAUAUCGACGACACAAAUAUCGAAAUUGGUUUCUAUCUGACGUUGUUGUAUAUGUUAGUCGAAGUUCAUCGUGGAGACGAAUCUUUUGGCGCGGAAUUAGCUGAUCUCAAUCCGCCGUUGACCGUAUUCCUGUUUGAUGUAGUUGCUUCGUUAAGGGAAAAAGAAAAAAACGCCAAAGGUUACCCAGUCAAAAAGUUGCUCCUUUUAUUGUGGAAGGUUAUUUUAGCAAGUUUCGGCGGGCUAAAUGAAAUUAGAAAACAGAGAGAGGCGGUACGAGAAAUUAAUGGGUUGCCACCAAUUCAAGGCAAAGGAUUGAUGCUUAAAUCCACUCCCACGGAUUAUCAAACUUUUCUAACCGAAGUGACACAUAAGUAUCCAACCUAUGUACCACCUCCAUGUCCUGUGAUUGCGAUGUCUUCUAUUCCUAUCAAUUCCUUUUUCAAUAAUAAUCCAAAUGGGAAUGAAUCUUCCCAGCAAAAUCCCUCCAACAACGGGAGCAGUGCUCCUACACCGAAAUCUCGAAAGCAGCAAUUUCAAACGAAUCAACGACAGCCAUUUAUUUUUCCAUUUUCAGAGUCCACACCAAGCGUGCCAAAAUCAAUUGAGGAAGCUGGUGAUUUGUAUCUCAAUUUUAUGUAUGUGAAUCUAGGUACUCUUCAAUGUUGGAAAGAGAGAGAAGAGUUGAAAAAAAGCCUGGUCAACGGCGACAUUAAUGGUGCAGGUUAUAAAGGAAAUUUUUUUAUGCCUGAUACGACGAAGGAAAUUUUGAGUGGUGACUACAGAAAACAGGAUAAGGUGAAAAUUAAGGAAAUUGAAAAGUUAGAACGAGUAGAAAUCCUUUACGUAUCCUUGAACUUGCGGUCAAUUUUUCCUCAUUUACCAAAUAUCGUCAUCGUGCUCCUUAAACUUUUAUUAGCCACUGUACCUUCAAAUACCAGUAAUAUCAAGGGAAACGAAAACGAUAACAUUUCCAAAGAUGGAACUUCAGCGAACAACGCUCCGAAUGGGAAUACCAUCGAGGAGGUUGAUAUUAAGAGGCAUCGCGAGAUUACCUCCAAGGCAGUUUCGGCAAUUUUACUCUUAAUGUUGAAACAUUUUAAAUUGAAUCAUGUAUUGAAGUUCGAAUAUCUGUCUCAACUUCUGGUCGAUGCAAACUGUUUGCUUCUGAUUUUCAAAAUUCUUAGCCUGCAAGAUGUGAGCGUUACUAUUAAGGCCAAAAAUGAGAUGGAAGAUCUAAAUUUCUUCCGUUACUGCACGACAAUCAAUAAUGACAAUGCGAUCGAGGCUGAAAAUUCGUUGAACAACCUUGAACAUAAUUCCUCCAGUGACACCUCCAUGCAACCGAAAGAUGAAUCUUCCAAAGGGAAACAACGGUCUCAUCCAAAUAAUAAUUUAAAUGAAGAUUCAGAUUAUUGUUGGCGAAAUUUCUUUGCCGCUAUAAAUUUUCUACGAGUAUUACAAAAACUAAUAAAGAAAAAGACCCAUCGAACUUUAUCACUUGUUCGAUGCAAAUCAUCCGCGAUACUGAAAAAAAUUCUCAAAGUAUCUCACCCUCUGCUGGAACUAUAUGCCCUUAAAGUGCUGAAGAAUCAGAUUCCUUUUAUCGGGAGGAAGUGGAAGCAAAGUAAUAUGAAAGUGAUUACUUCUAUAUACUUGAACUGUCGUCCGGAUUUGAGGGACGAGUGGAUAGCAUCGGCGGAUGCGGAUGCUGAGGUUGAAGAUGCAGUGGCAACUGAACCAAUUUUGUAUGGUUUCCAAUGGCAGCCUCAGGAACAAAGUCUUCGAGAACUGACUAAGUUUUACAAUGAAAGGAAUUAUUUUUCCCCAAAUAAUGGUCAACUAAGCGCCUUUGACAACCGAAAUAUUCCUGAUAUAUUUCCACCCCAUUACACCAAACCUCUUAAUCACAUCAAUUCCGCUUAUAUGACUGAUGAUAUUAUGUUGGAUCAAUCUUUCAUUGAAAACUGGGAACAAUGGCUUCAGGAAGAAGUUUACGGUUUUUCAGCCAUCAAACCUCAACUAAACGUUAUAGACGAAUAUUAUAAUGAUGAUCUGAUUAAUGCCUUCCAAAAUGGUGAUGGAUCGGAGUGGGAUACGCCAUUGACUUCAUAUACUGAUGAGAAAGAUCCUUUUUCGUUAAUCAAUUGGAAUAACGCCUCCCCAUCAGAACUUAGCGAAUUUGAACAAAAGAUGAAAUUUAAUGAAAAUUCGGUUCGGUAUAAAUCAAAUUUUGUGGAACAAAUCUUUGAUGCCGAAACGCAUAUUGAUCCUGAUUUAAAGGAAGUUGAUACGAAUUAUUGUUGGCCUGAUGAGAUGCUAGAUCGAAUCGCGCCCGAAGAAGUGAUGAUAUACCAGCCUACUCCUUAUCAAAGUGAUGACGAAAGUUAA